AUUCUCAUUGGGCCACUCACUCAUUCGCAUCUUGCAGGGAUCGGUGGCCAAACAUCUUCGGAAGGUGUGGCGCCCGCAUGUGCCCCAAGCAUCGUUCGGCGUGGAUGCAUCGUCACUGUGACUCGUUCACGAGCGGCCCCCGUGACAAGGAUGCACCGCACGUAAAUUAGACGCUAAGCAGGGAGAGCGGCGAGGUAUUCAAAAGGAGACCAGUCGAGAUGCAUCAUCCAACUCAUUUCCCCUCACUUAGCAUCACACCACAAUCUAGCUUCAAAGCUCAACGCAGCUCAACGCAACCCUCCACUCACCCAACAAACUCUUAGCAAACAUGUCUGGUCGCGGAAAGGGUGGCAAAGGUCUCGGAAAGGGUGGUGCCAAGCGUCACCGUAAGAUCUUGCGAGACAACAUCCAAGGUAUCACCAAGCCCGCUAUCCGUCGUCUCGCGCGUCGUGGUGGUGUCAAGCGUAUCUCUGGUCUCAUCUACGACGAGGUUCGAGGAUGCCUGAAGAUCUUCCUUGAGGGUGUCAUCCGCGACUCUGUCACCUACACGGAGCACGCCAAGCGCAAGACUGUCACUUCUCUCGACGUCGUCUACGCUCUCAAGCGCCAAGGCCGUGUUCUUUACGGUUUCGGUGCCUAAGAGGAGAUUGUCUACCGUCAUCAAACCGACAAACUUGCCCUUUGGGGCUCUCACACGCACAAACACCCAUGCACUUCAGCGUUUGUAUCCGUCUCAACUCCCACACGUGUACUUCUAUAUGCCUUCUUAGCAUCCAUGAGCCUGUCUCCGUGUGUCUUU
This is a messenger RNA of Ceraceosorus guamensis, 799 nucleotides long. RefSeq names its product histone-fold-containing protein. NCBI's taxonomy places the organism in Eukaryota, Fungi, Basidiomycota, Exobasidiomycetes, Ceraceosorales, Ceraceosoraceae. The record is from RefSeq and is a predicted model, not a curated record. The transcript has 3 exons. The coding region runs from base 329 to 640 and encodes 103 amino acids. Gene Ontology annotation, biological process: nucleosome assembly. Gene Ontology annotation, molecular function: protein heterodimerization activity; structural constituent of chromatin; DNA binding. Gene Ontology annotation, cellular component: nucleosome.